ACCAGUCCGAAUUGUAGCCAUUUAUAAUUAUAGUUAAAUAAAGAUAAAAUCACAUGAUAGAAUAAGACUAAAGAGUAAAUAACAAUAAUGUUCAUUCAGAAAGCAAAAAAUUUUUCGUUUUAUUAAUAUGAUAAAAUUUAUUAAAGUGUGAUUUGAGAAAAUCUUUUAUAAAAAAUGGGAUCUUCUCAUAGCGUUGAAAUACCUGGAGGUGGUACAGAAGGUUAUCAUGUAUUAAGGGUUCAGGAUGACUCUCCUGGACAAAAAGCUGGCUUGGAAGCAUUUUUUGAUUUUAUUGUAUCCAUUGGAAAUAAUCGUUUGGAUCAGGAUAAUCAUCUUUUAAAAGAUCUUCUUAAAGCUAAUGUAGAUAAAGAAGUAACUAUUACCGUAUAUAGUAGUAAAACACAAUCUGUACGUCAUACUGUUAUUGUACCUAGUAUGACAUGGGGUGGACAAGGAUUUCUUGGUGUUAGUGUACGAUUUUGUUCGUUUGAGGGUGCUAAUGAAAAUGUUUGGCAUGUGCUUGAAGUACAUCCUUCUUCCCCCGCAGAACUUGCUGGUUUACGUCCUUUCACAGAUUACAUUAUUGGAGCAGAUUCUGUUUUACACGAAAGUGAAGAUUUAUUUACUCUGAUAGAAGCUCAUGAGUCUCGGCCUUUGAAAUUAUACGUAUAUAAUACGAAGGAUGAUUCUUGUAGAGAAGUUACUAUUACACCUAACACUACAUGGGGUGGUGAAGGAAGUCUAGGAUGUGGAAUUGGGUAUGGAUACUUGCAUAGAAUACCUAUCAGAAAUAUUCCUGAGACCAAGCCACGUAAUUCAUCGUAUUACACUACGUCUAACGUAAAAACUACUGUUCCCAAUCAAAUGCAAACAAAUGCAACUACUACAGUUACAAGCAUUCCUCCUGGAUUCUCAAUUCCCUCAAAUUAUAUUACGACUGUUGAUAAUACUAGUAAAAAUGAAACUGUCGUUACGUCGCAAGCUAUUCUGCAUCCUAAUUUAUCGCAAAUAAAUCCUGCUGAUGCUGGAGCUACUACAACUAAUCCAACGAUUCAUCCUUCCUCUAAUCAACCUAUUGUUACUACUUCAUCUAGUACUGACAUUUCCCAUUACAAAGAUAGUCCAAACAUUCCUGGGAUGCCAACCAGUCCACCUAUUUCAUCAUAUUCUAUGGAAGGAAAUGUUCCAAUAGGAGUAACAACUACACCACAUGCGAUUACAAUGCAGAGUUAUAAUUUACCGGGUGCACCAAAUACUAUUUCUUCAUUACCUUUCAAUGUGAAGGAAUCCCAACUUGUGACAACACCUAUUUCAUUACCAGGAAUGCCUCCCAUUACCGUUAAUGCAACUCUACCACAAAAUCCUUCGUUUUAUUCCUCUGUUCUUCAUCAGAAUCCAUUACCAACUACUACUCCAUCUCCACCUACAUCGGUAACGACACAGUAACAGUUAUUUCUGAUUCUUCAAAUGCAAUCUUCUUUUGCCCUUUGAUAAAAUAUUCAAUAUGUAGGUAAAAUAAAAUAGAACAUAUUACGCAAUAUUAAAUCAAUGCAUUACCUAUUUGUACGCGAAUAUAGAUCAUUAAUGUCACAAAGAUUGUAUCUUUGAUAAGGAUUAUUAUGUGUCUCAAAUGUCACAUCAUAAUAUGUAUGAAAUAUUUAAUAUUGUACAUAAAUAUUAGCUUAACAAAAUUUUUAAAGAAUACGUUUAAAUAAACUUAAAAAAAGAAAUUGCAUAAAA
Polistes canadensis is the source of this 1740-nucleotide messenger RNA. RefSeq names its product Golgi reassembly-stacking protein 2 (gene Grasp65). Gene Ontology annotation, biological process: Golgi organization. The coding region runs from base 175 to 1446 and encodes 423 amino acids. Gene Ontology annotation, cellular component: Golgi apparatus. Gene Ontology annotation, molecular function: protein binding. NCBI's taxonomy places the organism in Eukaryota, Metazoa, Arthropoda, Insecta, Hymenoptera, Vespidae. The transcript is spliced from 8 exons. The record is from RefSeq and is a predicted model, not a curated record.